This is a messenger RNA of Cajanus cajan (pigeon pea), 1574 nucleotides long. Its product is annotated as protein OSB1, mitochondrial. The record is from RefSeq and is a predicted model, not a curated record. Gene Ontology annotation, molecular function: single-stranded DNA binding. Gene Ontology annotation, biological process: mitochondrial DNA replication; positive regulation of helicase activity. Gene Ontology annotation, cellular component: mitochondrial nucleoid. Lineage: Eukaryota; Viridiplantae; Streptophyta; Magnoliopsida; Fabales; Fabaceae.
ACAAGUGUAGCCCAAUACUAAAAGACCCUCCUAACAAAUUCAAGAAAAACAGAGAAAAACGCGUAAAGAAAGAGGUUUCAACUUUCAACCCUAUUCGCCGGCGAAAUUUAUGACCGGCGGGAAAACCUGAUCGCCGGAACCGGCAUGCUUCGUCGGAGUCUAUGAAACAGAAAGCGUUCUUCUUCACCAGACUGUUUCCGACUCCGUCGCUGUUUACUCUUUCUCCGCAUCCAUGUUUCCCCUUCUCCACUCACACUCGCCACUCCUUCGACGACGUCGUUCCGGGCUGCAGCGCCGUUUACCGCCACGCGCUCAAGUUCCAGCGCCCAGCCACUAUUUGGUGGACCCCACGCCUCGAGAACACCGCUAGCUUCAUCGGCUCCGUCACGCGCGAACCGGUGCGCGUCAACACAAGAAACGGUAGAUUCGGAGUUUAUACUUUGCUCAAUGUUCGGAGAUCAAACCAAUCAAAUAGCUCGUAUUUCAGGGUGUUUCUGAUGAUGUGGAACAGUGUGGCAGAGCUUGCUUCAGAACACUUGCAAGCAAAUGAUUUUAUUUAUGUUUCAGGUUGUUUGGAAUCUUACACUAAACCUGAUGCCAAUGGAAAUCUCCGAUUGAAUUAUAAGUUUCAUUUAUUAUUGUGCAGGGGUCAACAAUUUAAAAAGGAGGAGUAUCAAGGGGAAUUUAAAGAAACCUUAGGAGUGAUCAAUCUAAAUGUGAAGAAGUUCGAGUUUGUUGCUCAAAGUAAUCAAGGCCACAAGAAACUGGAAUCUGUUGAAGUGGAAGCUGGCGUGCGAAGUAAUCAAAAGCGGCUUUACCUUUGGCAAGUGUUUUUUGCCAACCCAAAUGAGUGGUGGGAUCAAAGAAAGCGCAAGUUAAAUCCAAAGCAGCCUGAUUUUAAGCACAAGGAUACUGGUGAAGUUCUGUGGCUGAGUAACUAUGAUCCUCCAUGGGUUCAAAGACAACUCCAAUUGCUUGACUCAAAACAUGCAAUAGGAGGAUCUAUUGGUCAUCGUUCUCGUGUCAGCAACUGGGUUUAUGACGAGUAGCCCAAAUCAAUAAAAGAAGACAACCAUGGGAAAUGGAACCUUGUACAUGAUAGCAUUUUACUUAUUGAUACCAUUAUUUGGAACGGAAUGUACAACAUAGUGUACUUGGGUAAAAUAUAAGUAAGGGAAUGAAAAUCACAAUGAUAAUGAUAUUGGUGCUACCCUCUAGGCAAAACAUCUCGUUUGUAACUUGUAAGGUAACAAAGCUUAUCUUCCUUGAGAAUUACUCAGUAGCUGGAAAGAAUGAAAGAAAUUUUGAUAAUUCAUGGUAUACCAAUACAUACCAAUAUACUACAUUUGUGUAGACGCAUGUAAGUUAAGGGACUUGGAGCAGAACAGUGUCGGAGUACUUUUAGUUUUGGAUCUUUAGAUCACAGCCGCAUGUUGGUGAUAACACAUUUAGAUAAAUUUUUCUAUAAAUAUUUAUAGCAGAGUUUCUUCAAGUAAGUGUAUGGAUAAAUUAAAGCCUUGACACAAUGAUAAGGUUGUGAGAUACAAGGAAAGUCUAUGUUAAGUGGGGUUUAA